Messenger RNA from Rotaria socialis, 1608 nucleotides. The record is from the annotation of a GenBank genome assembly. NCBI's taxonomy places the organism in Eukaryota, Metazoa, Rotifera, Eurotatoria, Philodinida, Philodinidae.
AUGAAUCAAUCUAAGGUUGGCCUCCUUGAUUUACCUGAUGAAAUAUUACUUAUGAUUUUAAAAAAGCUCGACAAUAUCGAUGUUCUUUAUUCAUUGUUGGAUGUUGAUAAUCAACGACUUGAUAUUAUAGCUCAAGGAAAUAUUUUCAUUAAUACUCUCAAUUUUGUAUUUACAACAUUUACUAAUGAUAUAUCUUCGAUUAAUGAUACAAUGGUUGAUCGAUUUUGCAGAAAUAUUUUGCCAAGAAUUCAUUAUAAUAUUAAAUCUCUUACUGUUGACUCACUAUCUAUGGAACGCAUUCUUUUUUGUGUCGAUUAUCCUAAUCUAACUGAGCUUAAACUCUUUAAUUUCAAUGGUAAAAUUGCUUCGCAUUAUUUUAGAGAUAAAGGACCAUUUGAUGGUCAUCUUGUACGACAAAUUACAGAUCUUGCUCUUGUAUUUCAAAACACUAUUUAUGAUACAUCAACACAUUAUUCAUUAGAUACAUACAGAUUUAUUAUGCAAAUUUUCGGAAAUCUAAAACAUUUAUCUAUUAUUGGAUCAUAUCGCUGGAUGUUUUUAGAUUUAUCAUAUCACAAAUCUUUACCACCAUCACCAGUUACCUUCUCAUCUUCAACUCUUACCAAGUUACGUAUUCGUGUGAUAAGCUAUGCAGCUUGUCUUGCUGUACUUGAUGGUCGUUUUAAACAAUUAAGAACCUUGAUUGUUGAUAUUAUUGAUAUAGACUUGCAUCAAUCGUAUGUCUGCAAUAUGGAUGAUUUACCUAAUUUAAAAUGUUUUUCUCUAACAACGACGUCUACUUGUUUUAUGGAUAUGUUUAUUGAAAGCAUACCAUUUCUUUUUCGUCGUAUGAUAAAUCUUGAAGAAUUAACUUUGCAACUUAGUGUCAUUAUGGGAACUGUAUUUAUCGAUGGUACUCAUAUUUAUAAUAACAUUCUUAUCCAUUUACAACAACUUCGUAUAUUCAACUUUUGUAUUUGUACUGAUCUUAGGAUAGAUCAUUUAGUUCAUCAUUUAUCUAAAUAUGAUAUUCAAAGAACUUUUUCUAACGCAAUAUAUCAAGAUGUAGAUUGUAUGGUACAAUAUGGAUGUAAUCGUGCUACAUGUCAUGUAUUUUCAUUACCGUUCAUAUUUGAUUAUAUCGGAUAUAUUGGUAAUACAUUUCCAAGUAUUACUUUCAUUCAUGUUAGAAGAUUGUUUGUGUGUGAUUUAGUUCCAUUUGAACACGAAUUUUUCAUUCGAAUUGCUUCAUGUUUUCCUUUACUUGAACAUUUAAGCAUGUAUAAUAUAGGACCUCAGUUAAAAGUAUCAACCAAAUUGAAAUCUGACAAUAGCCGAAUGAAUUCAAUUGUUAAAUAUUCACAUCUUAUUUGGCUUGAACUUGAAUGUGUUCAUAUUGAUUAUGUCGAACAAUUUCUCAAUGAAACAAAAACGCAUCUACCUUCUUUAACCAGAUUAACAAUUUACUAUUCUGUUUUAUGCAAUGUGACAGAAGACUUUACAAGAUAUAUAACACGACGUAAUUGUAUUAAAGUGAACCAAUUAAAUCUUGGUGGAGGUAUAAUAGAACGUUCCAAAGAUUUCAAUGUUUAUUUUCCUCUGUUAUAA